Molecule: messenger RNA, 1705 nt
Organism: Mastomys coucha (southern multimammate mouse)
Lineage: Eukaryota; Metazoa; Chordata; Mammalia; Rodentia; Muridae
Gene: Lipc
Product: lipase C, hepatic type
Exons: 9
Coding region: 62-1576 (504 amino acids)
Biological process (GO): lipid metabolic process
Molecular function (GO): triacylglycerol lipase activity; apolipoprotein binding
Source: RefSeq, a predicted model, not a curated record
AGAAUAUCCAGAACUUUCUUCUUUACUGCAAUGCCUUCUCCCCAGACUGUUCUUGGAAGAGAUGGCUGCAAAAAUGGACCAACAGCUCCUAAUCCCAGGAAAGGAAUUGGGUAUUAGAAAGGAAGCAGAGCCCUUUGGGAGAAGCUUUGGAGCUACGGAAGCAAGCAAACCAUUACAGAAGCCAGAGACCAGAUUCCUGCUCUUCAAAGAUGAGAACGAUCGCCUGGGCUGUCGUCUCAGACCUCAACACCCGGAAACGCUGCAGAAGUGUGGCUUCAACAGCUCCCAGCCACUUGUCAUGAUCAUUCACGGGUGGUCGGUGGAUGGCUUGCUAGAAAACUGGAUCUGGAAGAUAGUGGGUGCGCUGAAGUCCCGACAGUCCCAACCUGUGAACGUGGGGUUAGUGGACUGGAUUUCCCUGGCAUACCAACACUAUGCCGUCGCCGUUCGCAACACCCGUGUUGUGGGCCAGGACGUGGCUGCUCUUCUCCUAUGGCUGGAGGAGUCUGCGAAGUUUUCUCGGAGCAAAGUUCACCUAAUCGGGUACAGCCUGGGAGCGCACGUCUCGGGAUUCGCAGGCAGCUCCAUGGGCGGGAAGAACAAGAUUGGAAGAAUCACAGGGCUGGACCCUGCGGGCCCUAUGUUUGAGGGAACUUCCCCCAAUGAGCGCCUUUCUCCAGAUGAUGCCAAUUUUGUGGAUGCCAUUCAUACCUUUACCAGGGAGCACAUGGGUCUGAGUGUGGGCAUCAAGCAGCCCAUUGCCCACUAUGACUUCUACCCCAAUGGGGGCUCCUUCCAGCCUGGCUGCCACUUCUUGGAACUCUACAAACACAUUGCAGAGCAUGGCUUGAAUGCCAUAACCCAGACUAUCAAAUGUGCCCAUGAGCGCUCUGUGCACCUCUUCAUUGACUCCUUGCAACACAGUGACCUGCAGAGCACAGGCUUCCAGUGCAGCGACAUGGACAGCUUCAGCCAGGGUCUAUGUCUGAACUGCAAGAAGGGCCGUUGCAAUACUCUAGGCUAUGACAUCCGCAAGGAUCGGUCAGGCAAGAGCAAGAGGCUCUUCCUCAUCACCCGAGCCCAGUCUCCCUUCAAAGUUUAUCAUUACCAGUUUAAGGUCCAGUUCAUCAAUCAAAUCGAGAAGCCAGUAGAGCCUACUUUUACCAUGUCACUGCUGGGAACAAAAGGAGAAAUAAAGAAAAUUCCCAUCACCCUGGGUGAAGGAAUUACCAGCAACAAAACCUAUUCCUUCCUCAUCACACUGGACAAAGACAUCGGCGAGUUGAUCGUGCUCAAGUUCAAGUGGGAAAACAGCGCAGUGUGGGCCAACGUCUGGAACACAGUGCAGACCAUCAUGCUCUGGGGCAUAGAACCUCACCACUCGGGCCUCAUGCUAAAGACCAUCUGGGUCAAAGCUGGAGAGACACAGCAAAGAAUGACAUUUUGCCCCGAAAAUGUGGAUGAUCUCCAGCUUCACCCCACCCAGGAGAAAGUCUUUGUGAAAUGUCAAGUGAAGUCCGAAAAGACUAGAGGAAAAGAACGGAUGAGUCAAGAGACCCAUGCAAAAAAUAAAUAAACCUAUUCUUUAUCUGUAAUGGUUGUGUUAUUCAGAAGCCAAAUUACACAAACUUCAUGCAUACAUUUAAAUAAAGCUUAUGUGUAAAGAAGGGUGUGUUUUGCUGUUAUAAAUUAAGCUUUCGAACUA